This is a messenger RNA of Fusarium fujikuroi IMI 58289, 840 nucleotides long. RefSeq lists its product as uncharacterized. NCBI's taxonomy places the organism in Eukaryota, Fungi, Ascomycota, Sordariomycetes, Hypocreales, Nectriaceae. Bases 1 to 840 code for a protein of 279 amino acids. Gene Ontology annotation, molecular function: protein binding. The record is from RefSeq and is a predicted model, not a curated record. The transcript has 4 exons.
AUGGAUCCCAAGUCUAUCGAAGCGUUCGGCGCCUCCCUGCAAGAAUACUACAACAACAAAUGCCUUUCAGACGUCGUGAUUCGAUGUGAGGGCCAGGAAUUAGCAGCCCAUAGCCUUGUUCUCUUCUGUCAUUCUGACUACUUCAAAAGGCAACUCACCGGACCGUGGAAGGAGAGGAAAGAAAAAAUCAUAGAGAUCACCGACUUUGAUAAAGAUGUUGUCGAGGCUAUGCUUCGUUUUGUUUAUUCUUUCAACUACGACGUCCCUCCCAACAUGCCCCCUAUGAUCUUCCACGCCAAGGUCUACCAGAUAGGGGAUAAAUAUGGCAUCGAAACACUCAAAAAGCUAUCUCUGAACAGCUUCAGACACGUUGUUGAGAAUGCCGAAGUGACCACUGAGUACACAAGUGAUUUAGCGGAUGCGAUCACCACGGUGUAUACCACUACGCCACCAGGAGACCGAGGCCUCCGAGAUAUCGUCAUGAAUAGGUCUUAUUGGAAGCUUCACCAGCUAAUGGGCGAAGAGUCAUUCAAGGAGAGUCUAUCGAUGAAUGGUGAUUUUUCAGCCGACCUUUUGAAGGUUAUAACGUUUCGGUCAGACGAAGGAGAAACCCACACAUUGAGAUGUUAUAUGUGCAAGACUAAGUUCACAUUGAGAAUAGAUUCUCUGCCUGAUGAUGUCAGUUUCUUGCACGGUCCAAGACCAGUUCACUGUCCCGUCUGUGCUUGGGGACCGCAGCCGUUGUAUCCUUUCGAAGGAUGGCUUUACUAUUUCAGACAGGAUCCAAACAGUGUUGUGAAGCAAGCGGACGGACGGCGUAUCAUGGAUUUAUUGCAAUAG